Messenger RNA from Osmerus eperlanus (European smelt), 1560 nucleotides. Its product is annotated as zinc-binding protein A33-like. Gene Ontology annotation, molecular function: ubiquitin protein ligase activity; protein binding; zinc ion binding. Gene Ontology annotation, cellular component: cytoplasm. NCBI's taxonomy places the organism in Eukaryota, Metazoa, Chordata, Actinopteri, Osmeriformes, Osmeridae. The record is from RefSeq and is a predicted model, not a curated record. The transcript has 6 exons. Gene Ontology annotation, biological process: protein ubiquitination. The coding region runs from base 127 to 1560 and encodes 477 amino acids.
AUACUCUGACGAGAAAUUGGUUAUGAACCAGUUCAACUUGAAUGUCAGCAUGAACCAAACCCUACUUAAUUAUCAGUAAGAGCAAAGCAUGUGUCAAAGAAGAGACUACAGAGACUAGUCAUACUAAUGGCGGACUACCUGGAGCCUUCACUUUCUGAGGAGGACCUUCUUUGUCCAGUGUGCUGUGAGGUGUUCAAUGUCCCAGUUGAACUACGUUGUGGACAUUUCUCUUGCAAAGCUUGUCUAGAGAAACUCUGGGCACGGAAAGGAUCUCGGGAAUGCCCUGUGUGUCGCACUGUGUCAUUGGUAGGAAAGCCUCCUAUCAACUUAGCACUAAAGAUAGCCUCAGAAUCUUUUCAGGAGCAAAGGACAUACAAGAACACAGUAGAACUUUGCCUUCUUCACAAAGAGGAACUGCAGCUGUUUUGUCACAAUGAUGAAGAGUUAGUCUGUUUGUUUUGUAAGUCAUCGACGCAGCAUAAAGUUCAUGAAUGUUUCCCUGUGGGGGAGUAUGCUCUGGAUAAAAAGAAAGAUGUCUCUGCAAAGCUUGAUUCCUUUCACAAACAUCUAAAAAUACUGAAAAUGACUAAAGAAGAUUGGGGGCAUACCAAACUGUACAUCAAGACUCAAGCAGACCAAACUGAGAAGCAGAUCAAUGAAGAGUUUGCAAAGUUACACCAGUUUCUAUGGACGGAGGAGAAGGCUAAGCUGGUAAAGCUGAGAAAGGAGGAGGAAUUGAAGACCACUCUGAUUUGUGGGAAGCUGGAGUUCAUUGAGAAGCAGAUAGCAGACCUAUCAGGCAUCAUAGCUGAUUUGGAGAAGACUUGGAGAAAAAAUGACUUGCUUUUUCUAAAGGACUACAAGCAGACUAAGACCAGGAGCAAAUACACCUUGAGGAAUCCAGAGUGCUUGAGAGAUAUUCUGAUAGAUGUAGCUGGACAUGUCGGAUCCCUCAAGUUUCAAACUUGGAGAAAAAUGAAAGAUAUUGUGCAGUGUUAUCCAAUCACUUUGGACCCUAACACAGCACAGGCCAAUCUGACCUUCUCUGAAGAGUUCACCAGUGUGGAGUACUGCUCUAGACAAGUCCUUCCAGACAACCCGGAACGUCAUACCCACCGAAUUGCAGUGCUGGCCGCCAAGGGGUUCACCUCUGGUAAACACAGCUGGACUGUAGAGGUGGGGCCCAGCAGUGACUGGUACAUAGGGGUGGCCCGGGAGUCCAUCAAACGCAAGAGCACAGUUUUUAUGAGCCCAUCAGAGGGAUUCUGGGUGAUAGGCUUGUGCAAUGGAGACAAGUACUGGGCUCAGACCUCGGCACGGACCCGGCUGUCUGUUAAGAACAGGCCUCAACGCAUCAUUGUGGAGCUGGACUAUGAUAAAGGCAGAGUGGUGUUCCUCAACGCUGCAGACCUCACUUCAAUACAUACUUUCAAGGACAAGUUCACUGAGAGGAUGUUCCCCUACCUGUCACCCGGCAUGAGCGAGUGCGGAAAAAGCUGCAUCUCAAUGAGAAUAUGUCCGCUGACGAUAUCUCGAGUACAAUGGGCCAAAACUCACUGA